AUGGCACCUCGGAUAUCUCGAGCCAUUCUAAUUGCAUCGGGUGCACUAACUGGACUCGUAGCCAUAGCAGCUGUAUCUUGGCUAAGAAACAGGCAGCAAACCAAUGGAUUAUCACCCUCAUCAUCUAGCAGCGCUUUUCAUGGCAGCACAUCCACACAAGCAAAUUCAAGUGAACAUGCAUCCACACACAGUAGACCCAAUCGACUACGACGUUCUCGCACCGUUCGCAGACGAAGAAACAACAAUGCCAACCGAAAUCUGACAGACAGCAAUGAUGUUGAUACAAAUGCGCUGCUGUCAGAGGCCGAGGAAGACGCUGAUAAUCGAAAGAUGUUGUCAUUAUUCAAAGAGUGGGGCGAAGAUGACAAUCGAAAUCUGUUGAAUUUGCUGCACGCUAUAUCAGAAAAUCAAUCACGCAAAGAGGGAUUUAUUCAUCGAGGCAUCACUUGCAACAAAUGCAACAUGUCGCCCAUUCGAGGUAUACGCUACAAGUGUGCCAAUUGCGUGGAUUUCGAUCUCUGUGAAAUGUGUGAAGGUGCUAAUAGUCAUGUCAAUACGCAUGUGUUUCUGAAGAUCCGCAUCCCUAUUCCACCACUUGCGAAUCCAAGAAGCGCAUUACUGCCUGCAUUCUAUCCAGGGAAGCACCACAACAAACCGCCUAUAUCCGCAGAGAAAUACAGGGAAUUGCAAUACACAUCACACUUCGAUCAAGUGGAAUUGGAGGCCUUGUACGAGCAAUUUAAAUCACUGUCGACAGUGGAUAAAGACGAGGGCGGCAUAGAUCGAGAAACAUUUGAGCAAUGUUUGGGCCCUCUGGGCUUAGAGAAGAAUCUCAUUACAGAACGCAUUUUUGCCUUCUUUGACCAGGAUGGUGAUAACAUUAUCAACUUUUCCGAGAUUGUAGCAGGCUUAAGUGUGUUGUGCAAAGGCAAUUUGGAUGAAAAGAUAGAAUAUGCUUUCAAAGGCUAUGACUUGGAUGAAGAUGGAUACAUUUCUCGGGACGAGCUGUACCGCAUGUACAAAUCGUACUUUUAUCUGUCAAUGGAACUCGUGAGAGAUGUAGUUAGCGCUAUGGAGGAUGAAAUGAUGGAUACAUUUGAGUUUUCUGCUUCACAGCCAGUCAGUGCUGCAUUCAAUGUAGCCAUGCCAUCUACACCGUCAGACCGCAAUUUAAGCGAGGAGGAGGGGGACGAAGGGGACGAGCAAGACGAGGAAUAUGACAAAAACAGUAAAGAUCAAGACACAUCAGCAUCAGCAGGGCCAUCUCGCACUAGGAAAAACAAAAAGAAGCGAUAUCCCUUGAAAGAAGACCACUUUUUACGACAAUAUGCAAUAGAAGCUGAACAGGCAAAAGCAGUGGCCAGUGCCUCUGAAGCUCAAAUAGACGCCAUGACAGACAACGUGUUGCGCUCAGACAGUCAACAACUCUCCUUGUCUUCCCCAGCUUAUACUAACAAUGACAGUACGCAGACAGCCACAUUGUCACCACAGUUGAAUCAUAGAUCAGAGCAGCAGCAAGACAAAAAGGCAUGGGAGGAGAAAUUUCCCAUCAUGGAAACCAUGUCUCAAGGCGCUAUCAAUGAAAUGGUGGACAAGACAUUUAAAAGCAUCCAAACCGAAAGAGAAGGAUACAUCAAUUUUGAGGAAUUCAAAGAGUGUGUGCAGACAGACUCCAGCAUCGUGAGCUGGUUUGAGGCUUUGGGCACCGUCUUUUAA
Molecule: messenger RNA, 1716 nt
Organism: Mucor velutinosus
Lineage: Eukaryota; Fungi; Mucoromycota; Mucoromycetes; Mucorales; Mucoraceae
Exons: 5
Coding region: 1-1716 (571 amino acids)
Biological process (GO): calcium-mediated signaling
Molecular function (GO): kinase binding; calcium ion binding; zinc ion binding
Source: RefSeq, a predicted model, not a curated record